Penicillium odoratum is the source of this 786-nucleotide messenger RNA. RefSeq lists its product as uncharacterized. Lineage: Eukaryota; Fungi; Ascomycota; Eurotiomycetes; Eurotiales; Aspergillaceae. The transcript has a single exon. The coding region runs from base 1 to 786 and encodes 261 amino acids. The record is from RefSeq and is a predicted model, not a curated record.
AUGAUCCUCCAACCUUGCGAUUCUCAAAUUGAAAACCUCAUGUCCGUGGUCUACUCCAAUUCACCCCAGGCUGACAGGUACGGCGAGGCUGAAACGCAGGGGCGGAAAUGGCAAAAGUGGCUGGACGACCCUGACCGAUCGUGUCCAGUAUUACCCAUCCGCAUUACAAUCCGAAUGCUGUCACUUUACUACAAUUGGUAUGUCUACGACGGAGACUUCCCCCCAAGCAGUCUGACUGCUACUCGCUACUUCCCACCAGGUAAUCUCGCAUCUGCGCUCCAGUCGCAUCAUUUACCACUCAAACGCAAAUACACCCGAAUAGUUCUCAGGCAGAGACGCCGACCGUCAAAAUCAGGGGGAGGUAAAACAGACAACACUUACCUCUUGCAAACAGGACCAGGGGUGAUCUUCGCCCUGGAAAGCAAACGCAUCGAUGGUCCGCAUUGGUCCGAGAUCGCCCUUGCCGCGUACCGGUUCUACGAGGUGAAGAAGCUCCGCUACGUGUUCCGGAUUAAUAUCAUCAACCCAAUCACCACAGCGAUAGUUCGUGAAAUCUACGCCAAGAAUCAUUGUCAGUGGCCCGAUCGGAGGCGAGAAUGUUGGUGGCAUGGUACGCCCGAGUACCAGGCGAUAUUAUCGACGCCCAAUGCAAGAGGAGUUGCAGCUCUUGUUUUGGGAGGAUUCGAGCGAGGGACCAGAUACAUUCCUGUCAUCAUGACCUGGGCUGAUUCCACUCACGCCCGGGCGUAUCUGCAAAUGUUGUUUGUGAUAUGUAAAAAGUACUGA